Molecule: messenger RNA, 3642 nt
Organism: Wyeomyia smithii (pitcher-plant mosquito)
Lineage: Eukaryota; Metazoa; Arthropoda; Insecta; Diptera; Culicidae
Product: TBC1 domain family member 31
Exons: 8
Coding region: 91-3366 (1091 amino acids)
Cellular component (GO): centrosome
Molecular function (GO): protein binding
Source: RefSeq, a predicted model, not a curated record
GGUUGUUGUGUGAGGGUGCGUUUUUAAGUCAGGUAGCACAGUGUUUGUUGUGUUAACUCAGCUUGUUUAUUUAGUUGAAAAUCUAGAGCAAUGAAUGCGGAAUGUGUUGUCCGUAGUAAUCCGGAGACCGAGUUGGCAAAAAACGCGAAGUUACAGAAAAAUAAAUUCAAAUUUAAAUCCACCAAUGAUGGGACGAUUCUCAACAUCCAUCAUACAAUCUACCAAAAUGGACGCAUUCUUCGUGUACGCUUUAUUCACGCUUGUUUCAGUCGUAAUAAUGCAAAAUUGAUUGCAGUCGAUCACAGAGGCAAUGUUUUUGUUUUCGAACUGGUAGCCGAAAGUUAUUCCGUGCUGGAGGAACGCUUCAAAAAUGUCACAGCUGUCGAUGUUAUGCCUGAAACGAGCAACAUUAUCCUGGGAAAUCGAGAUGGGAUCGUUUCUGUUGUUAAUUGCGUACUUGUUUUCACUUUAUUCUACCCAGAAACUGGCGUGACUCUUGUUCGCUUGAAAGCCCAUCGAGCGCCAAUCACAACGAUAUCGUUUCCGCCUCUUUAUGGAAAAUGCCAACGUCAAUCAAAACAACCGAAUAAAAAAUUUGCUCCCACUGGAGAUGGAAAAGUGCUUGGUGCCAAAGAUGAACUAAAAGCAAAAUUAGGCGAAAAUCUUUCUUUGAUGCUGUGUCUGGUAACGACAACCGAGUGCGCCAAGCUGUAUAACACAGGCAAUUUUGUUGAAGAGCAUCGACUAAAUUACGGAACGGUAGAUGCAAUGAGCCGCAUCGAUCAGCUUCAAUGGGUACCGAAAGUAAACACACUGUUAGGCUGUUGCCUUGAUGGUGUACUAAGGCUUUGGACGCACAAAUUUAAGCUUAUCAGAGAAGUCAACUUUAGAAAAUUGCAAGCACUUUAUUUGAAACAGUAUCAGCCAGAAACAUGGGUUGCAGAAGAUGCCGAUUUUUUGUGUGAUGAUGGGUAUCAACCGAAAAGAGAAGUCGAGAAGGUGAUCCAGCACAUGACUAGUGAUGAGCGUACGAAAGGAUUCGUCAAGUGUGCUCAGUUCACCAGAAAUGGAGAGCUUCUUAUUGUUAACUGUUUGGAUAAUUCUUUAGCCGUGAUCUCAUGCGAUGCUUGGCAAAUAAACAAAAUAAUUACUCUUCCAAACUUGUACGUUACGACUUUUGGAAUCGUUACCGCGGCACAACAGGGCCAUUCGAAAAACGAUUUCAUCAUCCUAGCUACGACAAUUGAAAAUGACUUGCUCGCAUUGAAUCUGGUUGACCAUCAGAAAAAAUAUAUGGUACGCAAUUCGGAAAGCAAAUGCUUUAAGUUUUCCCUGUCACACAAUGGCAAAAUGGUUGCGAACGUACUAAAAAGUGGUGAAAUUCUGGUUCACAAUUUAGAACUUCAUUUGUGUGCCUUGACACCAAAAAAAUUACAACAUUUGUGUACAACAUCAGGGAAUGGUCCAAAAAUGGUAUACUCGCGACCAGUAGGAACGGCUUUGGGUUUGCAGCACCGACGGCGCCUGCAGAAGUUGGACGAACCGACGUCGGCAGGCAAUAAUUUCGCUGCCACUCCUUCGCUGAAUUCGUUAUACGCUUCUCCCGCUACGGUAGGGACAUCCAUUUCAACGGCUUCCGUACCGAGCGUAUCCGGUUUUCGUAAAGUGAGCAAGCUCAAUUUAGACAGACGGCUCGAAAGGAUCAACGAUAAGCUUUCCAAAACUUUGGUCCGAAGCAGAUUGCUGCCCAUACUGAGGGAAUUCGGUGAGUACCCGGAAAGACAUCGGAGCACAAUUUGGCGCAACCUGCUAGAGCUGCCACAGAACAGCGAUUGCUUCAACGCGUUGCUUAUGAAAGGGCAUCACCGUUGCGUGUCGGACUAUGAGCGAAGGUUUGCCAGUUUGGAGGCUCGCACCGUUCGGAACAUGAGGAAACUUGUUUCCUGUUUGGCACAUUGGACGCCGCUCUUUGCGCACUGUGAUUUUCUGCCAAGUUUUGUGUAUCCUUUCGUGAGGCUCUAUCAGCACGAUUCACUUACUUGUUUCGAAAUCGUUGCCAGCAUUCUACUUAACCACUGCCAGCUGUGGUUUGAGUUUGCUCCGCUUGAACCGUUUAACUAUUUGGGCAUGGUAGAUAACAUCCUCGGCGAAUACGAGCCCAAGUUGAUGAAUUUUUAUCGCGAACACAAUAUAUCUUCGCGAAUUUAUGCGUUGACAAUGAUGGAAACGGCUUUCGCGGAAACUUUUCCUGGCAAUCAAUGGAACCGACUCUGGGAUCAUGUGCUUUCGAACGAAUCCUAUUUUAUGGUGUUUUUUAUCGCAGCGUACAAUAUGGCCCACCGUACUGUCAUCACCAAUUGCACAACGGAGAGUGAAAUCAUAGCAUUUUUCCACGAGCCAGCAUCGAUAGAUGCCAAUAGGGUGCUAAAAAAGGCAUAUGAUUUAGAAGAGCGAUGCACGGAUAACAUCCAUCCGAAGUAUUAUAUGAAAUCCUUUGUUUCGCUUGGCAUCGUGGGAUCAGAGGGCAAUCCGACUGCAUCGUUUCGUUGUAAACAAAGCCGGAAUAAGGGAGGAAUCGUUGGUAGUGAAAGCAGCAGCAGCAAUAGCAGCAGCACCAUCAGCAGCAGUUGCAGUUAUAGUAAAUUUAACAACUAUCCGAAACAAAUCAUCGAUAACAAGGCAAAUGAAAUUGAUUUUCUGAAAACGGAACAAAAUCGACUCGAAGCGAAAAUAUUGGAAAUGGAGAAGCUGGAACGCAUGCUGCAGAGCCGAAUGUUGAACAGUCGAAUACAGGAAGAGCAUGACAAUCGUAUGCGAGAGGUCGAGCGUAAAUUCGAGGAAGCGUUGGCUGACGAAGAAAGAAGAAUUGAAAUGCAGAGAAAGCUACUGUUACUGCAUAAGAAACAACUCCGGGAGCAGGAGAACGAAGUCCUUCUGGAAAGCUGGAACGUUCAGCUUAGGCAGAGUGCUGCGUCGCGGGAAACUGAGUUGGAAACCUUACUGAAAACGUUGCAGCGUGAGAGACAGCGAGAGGCAACGGAUAUGAUGUUUGCCGAAGAAGAUAUCAAACUGCAGCAAAUGGAGCUGCAAGCGAGACGAUACGACACACGGCAGUCGAAAUUAGUGGACGAACGUUCUCUGGAGCAGCGAUACAGUCAGGCUAUCCAACAGCUGGGACGCCAGAAGCAGAAACUCUACGUGGAUAUCGAACGGGCAGCGGUCAACCCAAUGGCUACUUUACACGGACAUCCGGGUGGAAUGUUGAAUGCUGAAUCUGACUUUUAUCUUGACACAGAGGCAAACCACACACAGUUUAGAUUAUAUGGUGGUGCAGCACAGCUGUGGCAUGAGAGGUUGAAAUCAUAAACUGAUUUAUUUGCUUUGAUAUCGACUCAUGGUGACCGAUGGCGUGCAGAUUCGUUUUCUCCAAAUCAAUCAGGUGCUCUUUUGUAGUUGGAGAAAUUGAUUUAUGUUGCAAAUUGAUGGGUAAUGUAAAAAAAAUUUUUCGUUCCGACUUUUCGUGGGCAGUAUUAGAAAUGUUCAAGUGAAGAAUUAUUCUAAGUAUUAGUGAAGAUGAUGUUCUCAGUAUAAUAAAACACCAAAUUUACAACAUGGUCUAACAGUUACUACUUCACGAAUUUC